AACCGGUACCCCAGAAUAGCGGGGCCUAUGAAACCGGUCAUUGGCUACCUCUGCUGAUGACCUCACCUCGCACGUAACGACGAUGACCUCACCUCGCACCGCACCGCACCUCCGAGGUGACGACGACCACGGGCACGUCCAAGUUUUGGGCCUCUGCCGUUCGAAGGUGAGAGGCCCAACAGGCGACCGAGGACCAACCACCUGCGGUUCCGUGUUCGGAAACCACGAGGAACAAUGAGUUCCAGAACGGCCGAAUGAUGCUGGGCUGAGAACUUUCCCUCUCAGGCUUCAUCAGAGAGGCAUCGAAUGGCCCUUGGGCGGCGAGGACAUCACGCAUGGCGUCCGCCUCGGCGCUGCUGCUUUCUGCGAGGCAUCGUUUUGCACAUCCCAGAGAGGUUGCGUUCGUGGGACGGGAGGACCCGGCUCAACCGGCUCGAGCUGUUCUUAUCUGUUCUUCUGCCGAGCGGCUCGGAGUCGGACGACGUGUCCAUGUCACCGUGUCACGGCACUGAGCACCCAACGCAGUGGUCUCAGCAACUUGCCGCAGCCUGCGUUUUGGUGUGUGUGUUUUUUUGGGGGGAUGGGGGGUGGCAGAGGCCGAACCAGCGAUGGUCAGUCCAAGAGAACAAGGUCAGCCGCCCAACACCUCAAAUUCUGAUUCUGCUUGGCUGAAUAAAGGAUUGCGCUUCCACCAAUCAACAUGGAAAUGGAUGGCACCCCAUGUUUGGUAUGAGGAUUUCAUGGUCUUUCCAGUGCAGGACCGCAUGUUCCAGCCACCUCCGUGAGUGAUGGAGGUGAGUGGCAUCAGCGGACUGUCCCAUCCGUGGCGGAGUUACCACCCAGCAAUUCACAAGCACCUUCCAAC
Durusdinium trenchii is the source of this 865-nucleotide messenger RNA. The record is from the annotation of a GenBank genome assembly. Lineage: Eukaryota; Dinophyceae; Suessiales; Symbiodiniaceae.